AUGAGUUUGCAUAAGGAACAAAUAGAAGGAAACUUCAACCUGCUGGUACAUGAGGAAUCAGUUUCAGCUAAGUCAAGCUUCAAGAAUAGUUUGGAUAGGCUCAUCUUGGAUACUUUGUGGUUGCUCUGUAGUGCAGAAAGGUUGUCAGGCUUAGGGUCCAAGAAAGAACUUAUAGAAAGGUUUGCAGCCAGGAUGACAAGCAAAUUGAAAGAGAAAGUAGUAGAAUUUAAUGAUUUAGGGCAGAGAGAGGAAAUGAGAUGUAGUAUGGACCACUUAGAUUCGUGUUGUGAUGCUGAUAUGGAAAGGUUCAUGCAUGAUGCACCAAGUAAUGUGUUGCAAGGUAAUAGGAGCAAGGAAAAGCCUUUUGAGGAGAAUAGCUAUAUGAUGUUAGAGAAAUCGUUAAAAAAAGUAAAGAUGGAGAGACCUAGAGAUCAAUUUGAGUAUGAUGAGUGGGCUUAUACAGUGCGAGUGACCAAAAAAGAGGGCUGGGAUAUAGCAUCAGCUUUAAGUGAUCUAGUUAUUGAGGAUUUUAUGAAAGCGUCACUUAGAGAGAGAUUAGUGCUAGCUAGACAAGCAAGUUCUUAUACUCAGAUUUCACAGUCAUCAGUUCAAAAGCCAUUGUUAGAUCAAAAUAAUGUACCUAUUGGAAAUCCGUUAAUUUCACAGCAACAGGAAUUGAAUCAGAUGUUUCAACAACCUGUUUAUGGGCAAUAUAAUCAGCCAGUGUUUCAAGGAUGGUCGGGGUUACCAGCCUGGCAACAGCAGCCAAAUAUGGGUGAUCUGAGAGAUUCAGAAAGGAAGUCAGAAAGAACCAUUCAGAAACCCAAAUUGGAGGUUUCUAGUGACAAGAAUAGUAUGGUCAGAGAAUUGUUAAGACAUGCAGAUAGUAUUGCUUUAAGGUCUAUAGGUUCAUCUCAAAGAGUUUGUCUAAGUAAAGCUUAUGAGCUAUAUAGGAAAUUUUGUAGUUGGGCAAAUAUUCUAGAGAAUAAUAUGAAUAAAGAUAUUUUGUUUGCAUUUAUAGCCUGGUUGGAUAUGACGGGUCAAAGUGGACAAGUGCAAAGUCAAAGAAGUUGUUAG
Cetraspora pellucida is the source of this 1077-nucleotide messenger RNA. NCBI's taxonomy places the organism in Eukaryota, Fungi, Glomeromycota, Glomeromycetes, Diversisporales, Gigasporaceae. The record is from the annotation of a GenBank genome assembly.